Messenger RNA from Prunus mume (Japanese apricot), 968 nucleotides. Lineage: Eukaryota; Viridiplantae; Streptophyta; Magnoliopsida; Rosales; Rosaceae. The record is from RefSeq and is a predicted model, not a curated record.
AGUUUUAAUGAUUGACCGUUCGUGGGUGUGAAUUUCGCAAGGUUUAGCUGAAAUGGCCGAAUCAAAACCAGGAUUGAGGAAACCUGUAUUCACCAAGGUUGCCCAGCUCCGCCCAAGCACCUCAGGGCACACUCUCACGGUAAAGGUUGUUAAUACUAAGAUGGUAUUACAGAAGGGUCGUGCUGAUGCCCCUCAAGUACGCCAAAUGCGAAUUGCUGAAUGCUUGGUUGGCGAUGAAACUGGAUUGAUUAUCUUUACAGCUAGAAAUGAUCAAGUGGAUUUGGUGAAAGAGGGCUCUACCCUAACCCUGCGUAAUGCCAAAAUUGACAUGUUCAAAGGAUCGAUGAGACUUGCUGUGGACAGGUGGGGCCGUGUUGAAGUUGCUGAACCUGCUAGUUUUACAGUGAAAGAAGAUAACAACCUCUCACUCAUUGAAUAUGAACUUGUCAAUGUUGAAGAGUGACUUUUCUGGACAGAGUUCAGUUGCGUACCUGUCUGAACCCAAAAAAAUAAAAACAAAAUCGAAGAAGUUCUGUUGUUAUAUGGGGCAUCUAAUCUCCAAAAUGUUCUUGAAAGUUCCACAUUUAGGAAGAAGAAAUCUUGAAGCCAGUACUACCUAAGUCUUCUCUUAACUUUGCAGCCAAUCUUGAUGGAGCUUUGGUUGGACGGCCAAAUAGAUGGUGAUGGCUGUAAGUUUAUGAAGAUGAGGGAACUGGCUUUCUCUGUUUACUAUCUACUUGUUUUUGGAAAGUACAUAUGGGAUUUAUGUUAUGAAAUAUGUCUAAUACUUUUUCUAACUCAGUAUGAGUUUCCUACGUUAUUUCUUCCAUUUUAAUUUUCCUUUGAUGUCAACUGAUAAGUCUAAAUAUGUGUAUCUGGAAAUGCUUUGGUAUUUUUGAGAAAGUUCUUUAAGACAUCAGUAUUUGUGGACAAGUUAAACAGAGAUCAAGGAAGUGGUGAUAAGCAAA